ACCCCACGCUGGGCCAUGGAGGAGCAGGACCCCGUCUGCAGCUCCAGCUGGGAGUCCUCAGAGGGCAAGACCUCCCCGGACUCGGCGUGGUCGUGGAUUCCCAUAAUGAGAGACCCUGGGUGGAUUCGAAAUGUCUGGUCUUCCAACAUUAACGCUCAGACCAUGAAUUACGUGGGGCAGCUGGCCGGCCAGGUGUUCGUGACCGUGAAGGAGCUCUACAAGGGGCUGAAUCCCGCCACGCUGUCCGGGUGCAUCGACAUCAUCGUCGUUCGCCAGCCCAAUGGGAGCCUCCAGUGCUCCCCCUUCCACGUCCGCUUUGGGAAGAUGGGGGUCCUGCGCUCCCGGGAGAAAGUGGUUGACAUAGAAAUCAAUGGGGAAUCGGUGGAUUUGCACAUGAAAUUGGGAGAUAACGGAGAAGCAUUUUUUGUUCAGGAAACUGAUAAUGAUCAGGAAGUGAUCCCCAUGUACCUGGCCACCUCCCCCAUCCUGUCCGAAGGGGCUUCGCGGAUGGAAUGCCAGCUGAAAAGGAACUCUGUGGACAGAGCCAGAGGCCUGGACCCCAGCGUGCCAGCCCAGGCCACCCCUCCCGGCGAGAGCCCCUCGAGCGGCUCCUUAGUGAAGAAGAGAAGAAAGAGGAGGAGGAAGUCCCAGCUGGACAGCCUGAAAAGAGACGACAGCAUCAACACGUCUGAAGACGAAGACAUGUUCCCCAUCGAGAUGAGCUCCGAUGAGGACACGGAGCUGCCGGACAGCAGUAGAACUCUGGCUAGCGAUAUACCUCCAUUCCAAGAUGAUAUUUCUAAGGAGAACCUUUCCCCGGUCUCGACUUACCCUCAGUCAGCUUCAUACCCUAAUUCAGACAGAGAGUGGUCGCCCAACCCCAGUCACCCGGUAGAUUGCACGAGGGCACCCCCUCAUCUUGCAGUCGCCGCCGAGGGAGGCCUGUCCAGCUCUUGCCCUCCACAUUCCUCCCACUUCCGCCCUUCGGAAAGUCCUUCAGCUUCCCGGCCUUCGACACCUAAAAGUGAUUCCGAGUUGGUUAGUAAGUCUGUGGACAGGACGGUGCAGAAGAGCAACCUAGAAAUGCUCUGGCUUUGGGGAGAACUGCCACAAGCUGCAAAGUCAUCUUCUCCACACAAGAUGAAAGAAUCCAGCCCGUUGAGCAAUAGGAAAAUCUGUGACAAAAGUCACUUUCAGGCCAUUCACAGCGAAUCCUCAGACACUUACAGCGACCAGUCGCCGACGCUGGGCAAAGGGCCACUUCUGGGGCAGAGCCAGCCUCCGACCGAGAUGCAGUUUGUGAGCGAGGAAGACAUCGGGGCCUUGGGCGCGGCAGCGCCGCUCUGCCCUGUGGCCGAGGAGCUCAAACCCCCCUGCGCCGGCGUGGUCCAGGCGGCCAGCAAGAUGGAUUCUCCUUCUAGGAAAAAAGAUAAACGAAGCAGGCAUCUCGGGGCCGACGGCGUCUACUUGGACGACCUCACGGAUAUGGAUCCUGAAGUGGCAGCCCUGUAUUUUCCCAAAAACGGAGACCCCCCCGGGCUCACAAAACACGGCAGCGACAACGGGGCCCGGUCGGCCAACCAGUCCCCGCAGUCGGUGGGCAGCUCGGGCAUUGACAGCGGCGUGGAGAGCACGUCGGACGGCCUGCGGGACCUGCCCUCCAUCGCCAUCUCUCUGUGCGGGGGCCUCAACGACAACCGGGAGAUCACGAAAGACGCGUUUCUGGAGCAGGCCGUGUCUUAUCAACAGUUUGUGGACAACCCCGCUAUCAUCGAUGACCCCAAUCUCGUGGUGAAGAUUGGGAAUAAAUAUUAUAACUGGACAACUGCAGCACCUCUGCUCCUGGCAAUGCAGGCCUUCCAGAAACCUCUGCCAAAGGCCACUGUGGAAUCUAUCAUGAGGGAUAAGAUGCCCAAAAAGGGAGGAAGAUGGUGGUUUUCGUGGAGGGGAAGAAACACCACGAUCAAAGAGGAAAGCAAGCCGGACCAGUGCUUGGCGGGCAAGGGCCUCAGCACUGGAGAGCAGCCGUCCCAGCUAGGCAUGGCCACCAGGAUAAAGCAUGAGUCAUCCUCCAGCGACGAGGAGCGGGUAGCUGCCAAGCCGUCCAGCGCAAGCCACCUCUCUCUUUUGUCUAACGUCAGCUACAAAAAGACUCUGCGGCUCACCUCGGAGCAGCUGAAAAGCUUGAAGUUGAAGAACGGCCCCAACGACGUGGUUUUCAGCGUCACCACGCAGUACCAAGGCACCUGCCGCUGCGAAGGCACCAUCUAUCUGUGGAACUGGGACGAUAAGGUCAUCAUUUCUGACAUCGACGGAACCAUCACCAGAUCAGAUACACUCGGCCACAUUUUGCCCACCCUUGGGAAGGAUUGGACCCACCAGGGCAUUGCUAAACUGUACCAUAAAGUGAGCCAGUUUAACAGAGAAGUGAUUGAAAAGAAACCGGAAAAGUUUAAAGUCCAGUGUUUGACAGACAUCAAGAACCUGUUUUUCCCAAAUACGGAGCCCUUUUAUGCUGCUUUUGGAAACCGACCAGCUGAUGUGUAUUCAUACAAGCAAGUAGGAGUGUCUUUGAAUAGAAUAUUUACCGUCAACCCUAAAGGAGAACUAGUGCAAGAACAUGCUAAGACCAACAUCUCAUCGUACGUGCGGCUCUGUGAGGUGGUUGACCACGUUUUCCCGCUGCUGAAAAGAAGCCAUUCUUCAGACUUCCCCUGUGCGGACACCUUCAGUAAUUUCACCUUUUGGAGAGAGCCGCUGCCGCCCUUUGAGAACCCGGACGCCCAUUCCGCCUCCACGUAGAGCGGCCGGGCAGCGCAAGUCUCUCGACAGCGGCGUCGCCGGGGAAGGACAGGUUCUGGGCGCCGCACGGCCGCAGCCGGCCCGACGUGCGGUCAUUUGCUUCCGAGCAGAAGGCAUUGAGGCGCAUCUCUCCCCCGCCCCGACCGGGGGCGACACUGCUAAGGGAACCGCGAAGGGUGUGCUUGCUAGGCCAGGAGUCGCCGGUUCGCGGCGUGGAUGGCGGUCCUCGCUUGUGGCUCCACGCCAGUCACGCCGCCGCGUCCCGGCCCGCCCCGGCAACUAGCUGUCGGUUCACGUGCAAUCCAGGCCUGCAGAACCCGAGCAGAGGAGCCGGGUUGGGGGGCCGUCCCUGCAGGUGGCAGCGUCAGUGGAGGGGCGCACGGUUCUUGGCAGCGUGGGGGGCACGUUCCCACUGUAGCAGUGUGCGCCCCGCCGGCUUCUGCACGCGGCGGGGAGGGCCGUCAAGGGUCACGAGACCUGAAUCCGAGGUUUCAGAAGGGAAUUCCAAACCUCACUGGGUUUGGUCCCUUGGUCUUGGCCUUGUGAUGGUCCCUUGCAGUAUUUGCUGACUAGUCUCAUUUUUAGGUGAUAAAUUCUUCUUUAACUCCUUUGGCUAAAGGUAGCCUAUAUACGUGGCAUAUUUUCCCCAUUUUUUUUUUUUUUUUUUGUGGCUCGAGGCUGGAAUCUUUAUGCCUUAAUGCAUCUGCGGCAGACAUUUUAUUUAGAAUGCGCUGUGUCUAGCUCUUGGUAACUUUUGCAAUGCCUUAAAAUUAAACCGAUAGUGACUAUUCCUAAGGCAGUAUUUUGAAUGAGUUCAACACUCGGCCAGCUCCCUCUCCUCCAGCAAGGUGGUGCUGGUGACGGGGACUUGAACGAGCUUAUGCCAAAUGACAAUGAUGUCACUUUUAUUGCGAGGUCUCAAAAGAAACUCCUUGGUUUUAAGAAAAUAGUUUCGAGAAGUUAAAUUAUAUUAUUUGUAGAUAUUAUUUAUUGCUUUACUCUGAAUAGAUUACUGUUAUAAACAUUUUAGUCGUAUUCUUUCUAUACAGCUGUCAUUAAUAUAUUAAAAGGAUUGUAUGUUAGACUAUCCAAAGAGCCUUAUUCUGUGUAUGUCAUAGACUGACCUUCCUUCGGCAUUUAUAAGCAAUUUAUUUUCCUUGACUUUUUCCACUUCGAAUUAAGGGCAAGUGAAAAAAAAAGCAGCGAUUUGAGUGUGACAGUCUUUUAAGCCAAUAGAGGAAGAUUCUUUUACUUGCUUAUUGAACUGGCUUGUGGAGAAAACGAUUUGAAAAGUGAAAGAAUUAUUUUGGUAAAAGAUUUUGCUUUACUUCUUGACGUCUUAUUUUUUUAAAGAAUGUUCUACUCCGGUGAUUGAAGCACUUUCCUAUUUAAAGUUCGUUGUUAGAGUCCUAGGAGGCAAAAAAACCGAAACAGUUGAAUGAGAUUUUACUCUUUCUGUGAAAGAAAAUCCACAGAGCUGUUGCCUUCUUUGUAGUUGGUGGCCUCUGCUGGCAGCGAUGCCCUUGCCGACCGCUUCCUGUGGGCGCACAGAGAAAGGCAAACAUACGUGUCUUGGAUCACAGAUUUACAUAGAAUCACAGACAUGGCUGUGCAGAUUCCCUUUCAGAAGUAUUAGAAAUAAUUAUAAAAAUAGCCCUGCCUUAACUAGUAAUAACUCCUCUGGGCUUGUUCACUAGAAUCAUUGGAGGCUACAUUAAUUCUGUCUUUCAUGAGGGUAUUUUUGAGUGAAUCUUAGCUAUUGUGAACUAAGUAUAAGCUCAUGGGCCUACAAAGGUUCACGCAGUUUCUUCCUUGCACCCGGGAGGAACUUUGGCCGCGGGAGUUGGUGGCGCUUCCUUCGUGCCAUUCGCCUGUCAUCGGGACGAGCCUCAUGCUCUCCGGGUGGAGGGGAGAGAGCAUGCAGUUUUGGACCCCUCAUUUUGAUGUAUCUUAAACUUCUACAUCACUGCACCCUGAAACAGAGACUUGCCUUCCAGAAAGUCGUGCUCUCAGAUCUGGGUCGGAUUCCGAGUGAGUCAUGGCAAGGCUAUAAUGUUGACUAACCUGCCUUUUGGCAUCUGAAAAUGAGAUUUGUAUGUGGGCUGCUGCACACAUGCAUAUGUGAGUUGGUUUACCUGCGUGUACACAGCUAUACCCCAGUGAUGCUGAGUUCACCUGCUAGAAUGCUGUAUUUGGACCACAUGUUUCACAGUUGCCCUUUGGAAAUGAAUCACACCAUAGUGACAAGUCAUCAGACGUUCAUCAUAUGUGGUAAAGAAAAAUAUAUAUUCUUGGCAUAGAGAAAAAUAAUAUACCUGGUACAUUGGAGAAAAAUGAUUACACCUUGAAAGUGAAUUCCCUUUUCAGUUUUAGGUUUGGAUCACCACUUUGAGUAUAUUUUAUUUACAAUGUUUGAUCUGUAUUUGUAUAUGCUGGUGCAAUGAUAAAAAUCACUGUACUGCUUCAUUAUGUUGUAGUGGAAGCAAAGCUAGAAAAUACCAUAAUAAAUGAGACUGAUGAAAGACUUCUGUGAAAAUCAGGCAUGUGAAUUUUAAGUAGUUUUUGAUAAGUUAUUAAGUUGUUGAUUUUCUCGUGUGUGUUAUCAAGCAUGUUCUCAAAAAAAAAAUCCUUCUAGCUAUAAACUGUUCACUCUUUUGAGAAAACAUCUUUUCUGAUGUUUUAGAUUCGAGUGGGUAGAUACCACCCCUCUCUACGCACUUGGAAGGGAAGGGAAAGAUGGACAAAGAGAGGAGAAGGGUGCGCUGGGCUCUUCCCUGCCCUGGCAGGGGUGAUCUCUGAGCGGGGAGGUUUCAGUCCGAGGGUGUCCAGAAACUGCCUCCCAGAGCCUGGCCCUGAAGGAAUCGGGGUUGAACAAUUCUUGCCUCACAUCUGCUGUCCUCAUUUUUUGGACCCUCGACUUCUCCUCUGUGGUUACCCCAGAUUUGUUUUUUAUUUUGAGCAAAUCAAUCAAAAUCCUUGACUAGCUCAAUCAUGUAAGCUGAAAACUGUCAUAAUUCCUAUUGAUUUUGCACACUGUCGACAGGCGCAGCCUAAGUGUUUCUGGAAUAAAUGGAAGAGUGUUGGUUCCUAAAUCCUUAAAACAUAGCUGUCAAAGAUACCCACCUGAGUUCCUCACGAAGCCCAAAUCCAAACAGUCCAUCUCUGGGCGCCUGUAGAAUUAAUGCUUGUGCAUCUUAACAAAACAAACCCUUUCAUUGUGUCGAUUUGUUCCAACUCUGACUUGAGUGCGUUGGCUUUUUUAAUCUGUAAAAUAAAAAUUCGUCUGGUCUGUG
Messenger RNA from Microcebus murinus (gray mouse lemur), 6095 nucleotides. Lineage: Eukaryota; Metazoa; Chordata; Mammalia; Primates; Cheirogaleidae. The record is from RefSeq and is a predicted model, not a curated record.